CCACACCCAAACAGGCCCUGGAGUAGACUGCUAAACCGUAGUGGGCCCAUCUUCCUCGAUCAGUCCACGCCGUCGGCGGCGCUCCCUUCCGAGUUCCGCCGCCGCGAGCCGUAGCCCGUAGCCCGCCGAGGACACACGAUGGAGGAAACAGACGCCAAGAACGCCGCCGCCGCCGCCUCCUCCCCUCUCUUCUCCUUCUCCAGCCCGAACGCAUCCUUUGGGUUCGGCUUCGGCUUCGGCGCUUCCUCCGGACCUCCUCCUCCGCCUCCGCCGCCACCCGUCGAGGUGCUCCUCUCCGAGGAGUCGCCUGUGACAGCCGGCGAAUUGGAGCCCGUGGUGGUUGAUGACUCCCUGUCGAUCUACAAGGGGAGAGCUAGUACUUCUGAUGUUUUUGGAGUCAAAAACUCUGAUUUGGUCCCAGGGAAAUAUGAAGGUGGGUUGAAGCUCUGGGAAGGGUCACUGGACUUGGUGAAGACCCUAAACUCAGACAUCAAAGAAGGCCGAUUGCUUAUAGAACACAAACAUGUAUUAGAGCUAGGAUGUGGGCAUGGCCUCCCUGGUAUCUUUGCUGGUCUUAAGGGUGCUGGUCUAGUUCACUUCCAAGAUUUCAAUGCUGAGGUCCUUAGGUGCCUUACCAUACCAAAUGUAAAGGCCAACCUAUUAAAGGAAUCAUCUGAAGAAAAAAUUACAUCUAUGAGUGUUGGUUUCUUUGCCGGUGACUGGAGCGAAAUCGACAGUCUGCUUCUUCGUGCAGAUGCUGACCAGGAUAAAUCAACCAACAGUCAUGAAAACAAUAAAGCGUAUAACGGCUAUGAUAUCAUCCUGAUGGCUGAGACUGUCUAUGCAGUAUCUUCACUCCCUAAUCUCUACAGGCUCAUCAAGAAGUGCCUGCACUACCCUGGAGGUAUAGUUUACAUGGCAGGUAAAAAGCAUUACUUCGGAGUAGGUGGUGGCACAAGGCAAUUUGUACGCUUGGUUACAGAAGAUGGGGCGAUGCAGUCCGACCUACUUGCUGAAGUUGCUGAUGGAUCAUCGAAUGUUAGGGAGGUUUGGAAAUUCUCAUUCAAAUAGACUAGGACCGUCCAUGUGAUUGUUGAAGAAACCAGAAACAUGUACUGGCUCCAUAUUGGUCAAGCGGAAGCCUAGUUUAUGUGUUUCUUAUGUUCUGUUAAUGUACUGGGUCAGUUUUUGAGAUACUUGUUACCUCCUUUCAGAGGUCUUAAAUUGGAUACAAGAACUUGAAAAGCUCAUCUAAGUUCUCCUGGGGUCUUAUUAGUUACCUCUGGAUUGCCUCUCUUUCACGUAUCCCCUUCUCUUUGAGAUCAUAAAUUUACAUGACCUUCUCCUGCACUGUUUCAUAUUUUCUCAGACAAAGGUAGCAUUUUUUUUAAUUGCUUGUUUCAAAGAUUCUGUGUAAUUCUAAUGGCAGGGAACUGAUUGACAAGUCAGCCAAUUAGUGGAACAAGAAACAGAACUGUACCCCGAUGCACCUUUCUUAUUUGCAGAUAAAAUCACUCAUGCCAUGCUGUCAUGCAAUGCAACCAGGAAGGUUCUCCAGUAAAUACAAGGUGGGAUGUGCUCCGACAAAUGGUAUGGGAGCAGCUGUGUGAAUGAGGGAGGGACAUGGAUGUGAAAGGCCGGGGGUAGUCCCAUGUGGCAUGAAGGAAUCAAACAUUAGAGCAAGCCUUGUCCUUUUCUUCAUGUUCCAUUGUUGCUGAUCUCUCAGGCAUUGUACCACAUUGGGGUCAUUCCAUGUGCACCAUACUGUUCAUGUCCUCCACGAUCUGCAUUCCAUGUUGCACUGCUGUAUAUCUUUGUCUUUGCAGCUACUCCUCCCUUGAGCUUACUUACAAUGAUGGGCAUGCAGUUGCAGGACGCCGGGAUCAGCAGCCGGACGGCCAGCUUCUUCCACUACCAGAGGCUGGAAUGCCGGGACGACGGUGGCCCGCCGCCGCCGCCGCAGUUGGCCAAGUGGCGGUGGCUGCCGGCGCUCAACGGCGAGCCGGCUUCUCCCUGCUUCCUCCAUGUCAAGAAGCUGAAAUGGAGAAGGAUCACUUCGGUCCUCCUGCCGAGAAAGGUGGCGGAGCUCUCCUCCAAGAUCCGCCAUGCCGGGUCGACGAUGGCCGCCGCCGACAUCUGCCCGACCAUCAUCUUCGCGUCGCAGUGGGGGCUCCCGGUGCUCUCCCGGCCAUUGCUGGCUGGUAGCAAGACCAGGUAUCGCCAU
Molecule: messenger RNA, 2224 nt
Organism: Oryza brachyantha (malo sina)
Lineage: Eukaryota; Viridiplantae; Streptophyta; Magnoliopsida; Poales; Poaceae
Product: histidine protein methyltransferase 1 homolog
Exons: 8
Coding region: 139-1071 (310 amino acids)
Source: RefSeq, a predicted model, not a curated record